ACGCAGCCUUCGUUUAGGCCUUGCCCUCUGCUGGAACGCGUCAGUGAGUUGAGUUGAACUGCGGUUGUUCAUUUCGUUAGAGUUCUCUCUGAAGGAAACUUGAUUCCUGAAAGUCGCGUAAUACAAUAUAUAAUAAGCAGCUGAGAUAAGGCACAAUUUCUAUUGUUUUUUUCGGGAAAGUUCAGAAAUUAGGUUAAGAAACAUCCUGGCUAGCAUCAGUAACAGCACGCUUGUUGGACAGAACGAAACUAAACCAAUGGCGAUUCCUUUGGCAAUAGACGAGGAUUAUGGUUAUGUCAUUAUAGUUGGCGUCUUAGGCGUCUUUUUUGGAUGGCUCUUGGGUGUGAAUGUGUUUUUUGCAAGAAGAUACUUUGACAUAAAGUAUCCUGUCAUGUUCAGUGAAACGAAUAUGAAGUUCAAUUGCAUGCAGAGGGUCCAUGGAAACUAUCUAGAAAUGCUGCCUACCUUUCUAAUUCUACUCUUUUGUGGAGGACUAGCUCAUCCGCUAAAUUGUGCCAUUGCUGGGGUAGUGUACUUACUUGGAAGAUUGGUCUACUCAAUAGGAUACAGCAGUGGAAAUCCCAACGGAAGACUUUUUGGGCUUUUCUACUACUUUGGUCUCAUCUAUCUUCUUUACAGUUCAUUAGAAUUGGCGGUGAGACUUCUUCGGUGGAUCUGAGAUAGAGAGAGAGAGAGAGAGAAAUUAGUGUUACUUGCUAUGUAUAUUUUUCGUUUCAAUAAAUAUAAUUUAUUUUUA
Uloborus diversus is the source of this 757-nucleotide messenger RNA. RefSeq names its product microsomal glutathione S-transferase 3-like. The coding region runs from base 257 to 679 and encodes 140 amino acids. The record is from RefSeq and is a predicted model, not a curated record. The transcript is spliced from 6 exons. Gene Ontology annotation, molecular function: glutathione transferase activity; glutathione peroxidase activity. Gene Ontology annotation, cellular component: nuclear envelope; endoplasmic reticulum; membrane. NCBI's taxonomy places the organism in Eukaryota, Metazoa, Arthropoda, Arachnida, Araneae, Uloboridae.